UAAACAUGGCGGUGUUGUGGAAAACAGUGUGAGUAAAUUGUGCUAGCUGACAGAAGUUUUUGCUGGUUGAUACCGACUACAACUGUUACAAAAACGGCUGGAAUGUGCAACAACUUGGACUGAAUCUUUCGACACUUGUUCAAUUAUCUUGCAAGUUGCACUGGGUUGUAGGACUCAUCCACAGCACACUCGGAGUUUACACACGCCGCUAGGGUCGAGUUGAUGUGAAUAGCGUCCACAAUGCCAGAGGGUCCUGAGCUGCAUCUGGCCAGUGUGUUUGUGAACACGGUUUGUGCAGGUGUGGUGUUCACCGGCGCUGUGGAGAAGUCUGAGGUGAGUAAAGGACCCGAGGUGCCGUUUGCCAGCGAUGCUUACCGAAUCAGUGCCAUGGCCAGAGGAAAAGAAGUGCGACUCACACUCACCCCGGUCAAGACUGACACACGGAGGGAAGGGAAAUCAGGACUGGACCACGCGCCUGCGCAUGUCGUCUUCCGGUUCGGGAUGUCAGGCUAUUUCCGCUUCACCGCGGCAUCAGAACUCCCCAAACAUUCCCAUCUGCGAUUUUACACCAGCGAGGCUCCUCAGAGAGUGCUGAGCUUCGUUGAUGCCCGCAGGUUUGGCAGCUGGGAGCCCAAUGGAAACUGGCAGAAAGACCGAGGCCCCUGUGUCAUGUUUGAGUAUAAGAGCUUCAGGGAGAAUGUUUUGUCCAAUUUAUCAGACAAGGCAUUCGACAGGCCGGUCUGUGAGGCUCUCUUAAAUCAGAAAUACUUCAACGGGAUUGGCAACUACCUCAGAGCAGAGAUUCUGUACAGAUUAAAGGUUCCUCCCUUUGUGAAGGCAAGGACUGUGUUAGAAGGACUCAAACCAAAACAUGAAGAGACAGUGAAGGUUAAAGAGGAGCCAAGUACAGAGGCAGCAGAGAAAGCUGGUGUGGAUGAGAAGAAAACAGAGAGUCCAGACCUCCUCUCUCUCUGUCACACUGUACCACUGGAAGUGGUUAAUCUAGGUGGAAAAGGUUAUGACCCAGAGAAGAAAGAUGACACAGAAUUUAUUUCCUGGCUGCAGUGUUACUCUGUCGAUGGGAUGAAAUCUGUAACAGACCACAAUGGAAGAACUGUGUGGUUUAAAGGUGAUCCUGGUCCAAUGGCUCCUAAAGCUUCCAAAUCUCCCAAAGCAAAGAGAAAAAUCAAGAAAGAGGUCUAUACAGAUAAAAAGGUAAAGCUUGUAAAGAAGGAACCAGGGGCUGGAAAAAGGGAGAUGGAUGUGCGUAAGAAACAGAGUGGAACCAGACGACAGAACACCAAAAAAACUGGACUAAAAGCAGAAGCAGCUGACAACAACAGAAGACCAAAGACGUGCAGAAAGAGCAGUUUAACAGGUCUCCGGCAAACCAGAGCUAAGAGCUCAAGAACAAGUGUACAGAAAGCUAAAACUAAUGCUAAGGCCACCAGCAGACCCCACAGGAAGCGCAGCAGAACCGCUUAAGUGCAGUUUGUAAAAUAAAACGUUUGGCUGCUGGAUCAAGAGGCAGCUGUCUGUAUGUAUGCAAAUACUAAGCUGUUGAGGGCAACUAAUAAGCAAAUCUAGCCAUGCAGAUGUGGUUCACAUUCACUAUUGCUUGGGAUGGUAAUUACCGUAUAUAUAUAUAUAUAUAAAUAAUUUUUUUUACACUUAUGUUUUUCCUUUCAUGAAAAACAUUUUUAAAGCCUGUCUUGGCAUGACUGGUUUUUGUCCAUAAUUGUUCUAUGAUGGUGUGAUACAUGCACUGAAGACCCUGUGUUAGCAUUCUUAAUUAUUCUAACUUCCGUUUGAAGAACUAAGUAAGAAAUGGGCUGAGAUGUUUGUUUUUUUUUAAAUCUAGUUAUAACUGGAAAAGGAUGUUUUGGGUCCAUUUAAUUUAGGCACUUGAGUUCUUCCACACGAACAUCGGCAAACCAUGCCUUUGUGGACCUUGCUUUGUGCACAGGGGCAUUGUCAUGUUGGAACAAGUUUGGGCUAGGCCAGGUUAGUUUAGUGAUGAGAAAUUGCAAUGCUAUGGCAUACAAAGACACACUAUAUAAGACAUUUAUCUACUAUAAUGUGUGCUUGCAACUUUGUGACAACAGUUUGAGGAAGAACCACAUAUGGGUGUGAUUGUCAGGUGUAGUAAUAUUUUUUUGCCAGAUGAUAUCUUUAGGUAUUUGAAAAACAAAACCACGACAAGCUAUUAAUAUUGCAUAGCUGACUUUAUUACUAAAGUUCUUUACAUUUUCAAGAAAUUAUAAAAUUGUGAAAUUAAAAAAAAAAAAAAAGUUAUUUGUACCAAAUAUGUAAAUAUCAAGGCUCAUGUGCCGACCGGUUUAGCUCAGUGUAGCUGCAACAGGAGUGAGAUGAUCUGAAAUGGUUUAAAAGUGAGGGAAAUCUCAGAGUCCUUCACUGCAGCAGGACAACCAGGGCGCUCCAGCAAGUCACAACUGGUCAAAAAGAGGAGAAAUGUUUUAUAUGUAGUAACAGAAUACACCAGAAUACGUUUUGUUAUUAGAACCUAUAUAAGAAAUUGCUCGAGAGAUCUUCCAGGGACUAAAUUCUUAAGUAAAACAAGGUUAAAAGAGUACUGAUUUAAGCAGCCUACUUAAUUAACAGACUACUCUGGAGCCAGGUUUCUCAAAUCUCAAAGAUUUUUCAACUUGGGCCCUAUUUUCCCCAUUUUUUUGGGUCCAAAUAUUUACUAGGGACAAAAAUGAUUGAAAUCGGUCCAGUAUUUGUUAGAACGCUAUAACAGGCAACCACAAAACAGCAGUGUAAUACCAUGCGGAAAUCAUCUGCAUCAAAGUAAACCACUUGUUUUCACAACUGACAGAUUUAUAAAUGUUAUUACAAGUAUGUUUGUCUGUGACUGUUUACCUCAAUGACUGUAAAAAAUUAAAAAUAAAAAAAAAACCUGUAGAAAAUGACAUAUUUACAAAAGGAGAAGUCAUGCAGAGUUUAUGAAGAAGUCUAUGAAUGCCUGAAUAUUUAGCUGAUUUUGACAAUAUGAAUGAGUGUCUGACAACAUGAAAAGUAUCCCUUUUGUAAACAUCAGGAAACAGCCCCCAUGCGAUAAUCGACUGCAGGCACUAAAUGGAGACCAGAAGAAGAGAAAGGUAAAACAUUGGGUGUAGAAACAGUAAUUUUCUACAGCUUUUUUUUUUUUUUUUUACAGUUAUUGAGGUAAACAGACACAGAUGUAUCUCUCUAAGGAUCCUUUUCCAUGUUGUCAGACACUUAGAAUAACAUGAUAAACCUGUCAGUGGGUAAAACAAGCAGUUUGCUUUGAUGCGGAUGAUUUCCCUGGAGGAUUACACUGUUUAGCUGUUUUGCAGUUGCCGGUUCUAACUGAACAUUGGGCUGAUUUCAAUCGUAUUUGUCCCUAAUAAAUAUGUGGCGCCAAAAGAGAUGGGAACAUAGGGCUCAGUUUAAAAAUCCCAGAAUUUUCCAUUAACUGGAAAAUAGUGAUACUUUUUUUUAACAGUUAAAGGGGCCCUUAAACUGUAAGAUGUUUGAGAACCCCUACUCUAGAGUAAUAUGGCUUUGUAGCUGGUAAGGGAGAUAUGUCUGUGAAGAUUCUCAAUCAUCCAGGUCAUAGUAAACUGUGGGUGGUAAAAGAGAGCAACUGGACUUGCUUGAAGAUUCUUGAAGACGUUUCACCUCUCAUCUGAAAGGCUUCUCCAGUUUUGUCUGACUAAUAGGGAGUAUCAGGUAUUUAUCAUCCUUGAGAGGAUACCACAGUUUGGUAAGGGAACAUCAAAUAAAUUAUGACAAUGUACAGUUGCAGUCAGAAGUUUACAUUUCCAGACAUAAGCAUCAUUAUGGACAUGAAUGUUGAUUUUAGAAAACUGGGAAAAAAAACUUGUGCACUAAUUUUUUUUUUAAUUAAAGGUGUAUGUUGUGCAAUCAUUCUGCCACAGAAAACAAAUAGUUCAAAGAAAUCACUGAAACCCCAAAAGUGCCACAACAUUCAUGUUCAUGAUGAUAUUUAUGUCCCUGUAUGUAAAUUUAUGUCCACAAACUGUGGCAUUUUUUGCUGAUGUGUUCCCAGUAUUUUUAUAAGUCUGUCAUAAAAUCUUUCAAACAA
Molecule: messenger RNA, 4093 nt
Organism: Neoarius graeffei (lesser salmon catfish)
Lineage: Eukaryota; Metazoa; Chordata; Actinopteri; Siluriformes; Ariidae
Gene: neil1
Product: nei-like DNA glycosylase 1
Exons: 9
Coding region: 241-1485 (414 amino acids)
Biological process (GO): base-excision repair
Cellular component (GO): nucleus
Molecular function (GO): zinc ion binding; DNA N-glycosylase activity; DNA-(apurinic or apyrimidinic site) endonuclease activity
Source: RefSeq, a predicted model, not a curated record